Hevea brasiliensis (rubber tree) is the source of this 1596-nucleotide messenger RNA. RefSeq names its product CBS domain-containing protein CBSX5. The record is from RefSeq and is a predicted model, not a curated record. Gene Ontology annotation, molecular function: protein binding. Bases 149 to 1309 code for a protein of 386 amino acids. The transcript is spliced from 2 exons. Lineage: Eukaryota; Viridiplantae; Streptophyta; Magnoliopsida; Malpighiales; Euphorbiaceae.
AUACCGGUAAAACACGGUCUAUAAAUGGUCGGAAAAAUCAAUCCUUUGUCAGAAUUCUCCUCCUCCACCUCCUCCUGCUUCACUGCCACCAAUUGCAAAAUAGCCUGUCCUCUCCUCUCCUCUACUCUACACCUCCAUCUCUCUGUGCAUGGCAGUGAGUUUACUGGCCCGUGAGGUAUCUGACCUAUGCCUUGGAAAGCCUGCGCUUAGGUCUCUCUCCGUCUCUGCAACCGUCGGUGAUGCGCUGUCUUCUCUCAGGAGAUUCGGUGACCCGUAUUUGAGUGUCUGGAGUUGUGAUCACCACUGUAACGCUUCAAGAUCUAAGGUUUCUGAUGUAAAUGAAUGCCGUUGUAUUGGUAAAGUUUGCAUGGUGGAUGUCAUUUGCUUCUUGUGUGAAGAAGACAAUCUGAAAAAUCCAGGGAGUGCUCUUCAGGAACCUGUCUCUGUUAUCCUUCCCAAGGUUCCUGGCCUUGUGAGGCACUUGGAGCCGAACGCAAGCUUGUUGGAGGCUAUAGAUCUCAUCCUUGAAGGUGCACAGAACCUUGUGAUACCAAUUCACAGUCCCUUCUCAAGAAAAAAGCUGAUACACAAACCAUCGUCAAACUCCACCCUCCAUGACAAUCGUGUUCAGUACUGCUGGCUUACCCAAGAAGACAUAAUUCGCUACCUUCUUAACUGCAUUGGUCUCUUCUCCCCCACUCCUAACUACGCUGUUGAGUCUCUCAACAUCAUAGACACCAAAUCGAUCUUGGCUGUCUGCUAUGAUGAGCCUGCCUCCUCCUCAUUACCCUUAAUCUCUCAAUCCCUUGUCAAGCAAACAUCCGUUGCCAUUAUUGACGUAGACGGCAAGUUGAUUGGUGAGAUCUCGCCAUACGUACUGAACUCUUGCAACGAGUCAGUGGCUGCUGCAAUUGCUACUCUCUCUACUGGGGAUUUUAUGGCUUACAUAGACUGUGGUGACCCACCAGAGGAUCUGAUACGGUUGGUUAAGGAAAGACUGGAAGAGAGGAAUUUAGGUGAGGCUCUGGAGUUGCUGGAAGAAGAAUCAGAAAUUUCGGCAUCCUCAUCUGACGAGGAGUUUGGGCUGGGUAGGAGUGGGAGGUUAGGUAGGCGUUCAUCAAGAGUGGUGAGCAAUACUGAUGCAAUUGUGUGCUUUCCAUGGAGCUCCUUGGUGGCAGUAAUGAUUCAGGCACUUUCUCAUCGUGUGAGUAAUGUGUGGGUUGUUGAAGAGGAUGGCACUUUGGUAGGAAUAGUUACCUUUGCAGGAAUGAUGAAAGUUUUCCGAGAACGUUUGAAGUCAAUGAUGUAGGGAUUCAAAAAAAUAUCAGAGAAAUAAAGAACUGCCAAAACCAUAUUGAAAACCAACGUUCCUUGGAAAAUUUUUUAUUUUCUAGUCUUAACUUCUUUUGAGAGUGAGAUUAUACUUUCUUCAUUGGUAGUUUAAUGAGUACUGUUAGCCUGCUAGGUUUGAAGUAAUUAUGAAAAUGAUGGAGCUUGUGGCUUUCCAUGAUUCUGUGUUCCAAGUGUAUUUGCUAUGUAAAGGUUUAAUUAAAACAGGGUGCAAUGGAAGGAUUACGAAUAUGAGGAGUUCAGUAA